UCAGGGUUACGUGCAUUUAUAAAUCUUCUACAGGAAAUGGCUAAGGACUAUAAGUUGACACAGAUGUAUAUGCCUUUUUAUGCAGCAUGUAUAUCUACUACUUUGGGAUUUUUGUUCUUUUUUCUAUCGUUUUCUAGUCCAUACUGGUUGCAGUCAUAUGAUCGCGUACACAGUUCUUUCCUGCAUAUGGGGAUAUGGUCGGUGUGUUUUGAUAAAUUUGUGCAUCCACAAGACUAUCAUGCCAACGUACUGACAGGCUGUUUCUGGGUCUAUGAUCGUUUCUUCUUCAAAAUUGGUAUUUGGCAGUGGCUAAAUCCUUAUUGGUUAAUCGGGGUUCAGGUUCUGAUGACGAUAGCUUUCACCACAAAAUGUUGUGUUAUACUGAUUCUUGUAUUAUAUCAUCUUUUGUUUGGUCACCCGGCAGCUGAAUCAACAAUGGCGCUUGUGGGUGAAGUAUUUAUCGCACUUCUUCUAACGAUAAGUAUCUUAUUAUUUGGUAUCAGUUCUCAGAGUAGAAUAUGGAUGCCAAGACCUGAUCAAUACUUUCUUUCUUGGUCAUUUGGUUUUAUUAUAUUGGCAGCCAUAUGCUCAUAUAUAUCAGCAGGUUUUCUUUACUGUGUCAGUUAUACAGACAGAGCUGCUCAAGAAGAAGUUGAAAAAUAUGAAGCUGUCGAAACAAACUACGGUAUGCCAAGCAUGUUGUCUGGUCGUAUAGGAAGUGGUGGAUUGUACAGUGGAGCUCUAAGCGCUAUCGGUGGAGCAGGAGGUGUUGUUGUUAAAGUCCCGUCAACUGGAGCUCGUCCGGAACAGGUAAUCGCAUUAAAUUCUGACCUAAGACGUAUGGAGGCAGGGCAUGAAAGCAUGAGUUUAUUCUCGCCUAGUGUUGCUUUCGCAUCGAAUAAUCGUUAUGAAGGUGAAGAAAGUUCAAGAUUACCUGAAAAUCAAUUGAGUGAUAAUGAAUCGCAUACAUUUUCUCCUGUUGAGGAAGUGAACGUAGCCAAGAGACACCGUUGUACGUGAAUCGCCCUGCUACACGACAUAACAGUCGAGGGAUACCACGAUCAAAUAAUUCUUCCUCCUCACCUGAUGGUAAAUCGUAUUCACCCUUAGAACAAGAACAAGAUGAAAGUCAAAGUAUGCUAUCAGAUAACGCUGAUAGUCAGCAUACAACUGUAUACCGUGAUUAUACACCGCCUAGGCAUUCAUUACCAAUGUCACAGAGAAGUUAUAACCCAACAACUCGUUACCCUCGUUAUUAAUAUUUUUUGUUGUUGAAGUUUCUUCCACAAAAUUCUACAUAUCAUUUUACGGAAAUUGACCAUAUUGUAUAGUGUUUUAAUUACUUAUUCUACAAUUUUAAAAAUACAUGUGACCUUGAGUAUAAAUUACUUUCUAUUGUAUAUUGAAUCCUUUAUAGGCUUUAUGAUUAACUCAUCAACUG
Heterobilharzia americana is the source of this 1441-nucleotide messenger RNA. Lineage: Eukaryota; Metazoa; Platyhelminthes; Trematoda; Strigeidida; Schistosomatidae. The record is from the annotation of a GenBank genome assembly.